Messenger RNA from Paramecium tetraurelia, 1263 nucleotides. RefSeq lists its product as uncharacterized. The record is from RefSeq and is a predicted model, not a curated record. Lineage: Eukaryota; Ciliophora; Oligohymenophorea; Peniculida; Parameciidae. The transcript is spliced from 3 exons.
AUGUAAAUUUUUCUAGAUCAUUAUUAAUGGAAUGAGAGACGACUAGAUCGAUGUUUAGAAUUUAUAUAAGAAAUAACCGAUUAUGAAUUCAUUCCAUCCUUUUUCAAGAAUUCAGUUUGUAGACUAGAUCAAUUGUCAGAUUACUUAUUAAAAUAUUAAAUCGAAACCCAAACAUAUGAGUUGAAAGAUUUGAUUAGUCGUCUAGGUGGAUUUGAAGACAAAUUAUUGUUUUCCAAAUUCUAAGAGAGGUACCUUCGUUAGCCAGGCAACAUUCAAAAAAAGGAAGCCGACAUUACCUUUUUAAGAUUAUUGUUCGAAGAAAUAAAAUUAGAAAGAUAAUUAGAUGAAUAAAGAAUUAAAGUACUCAAGAGAUGGGAUUAUAAUGCUUUAGUACUUUUUAAGAAGUUAUCAUUUGGAACAAACUUAGUGGACUUAUAAAAGCUGAAGAAAUUCUUUAUUAGGAUCAGAUAAACUGUAACGGAUGAAGAAAUAGAACUAUUAUUAAAGAGAAUCGGUAGAGGAGAUGCCAAUAUAAUGACAUAUGAGGAUUUUAGUUAAGCCAUUAAAACAUAAAGAUAGAGAUCAUCAGACAAAAUAGAGAUUCCUUUAAUGAAAAUAAGUACAAUCAUUAAAAGAGAACCUUAACAUUAAAGUUACAUGGAGAAAUUGAGAAGACGGUAUAAACCACUUUAAACAUAAUAAUCAGUUGUUAUUUAAAAAAUAGAAAAUAAAGGGUGUCACACUCCUAGAGCUAAAACACCCACGGCCACAACUCGAACUACUGAAACAAAGUAGGUUCGAACUAGAACGAGAACUCCAAAUUAAAAUACAGAACCUAGAUCUUUUACUAAUGAAUCUAAGGAACUUAAUACUUUAAUGUCUGUUUACUUAAAUUAGCAAAGGUGUUUGUAAAAUGUAAUGGCUUAAUUGGAAGAAGUAGUAGUUUUGAAAUCUUUAAUUUCGAAGAAUUGGCAUCAAGAAUGGUAAGAUUUGGGGGUUAAUUCGAAGAAUAUUUCGCAAGAGUUAUUUACAAAUGUUCUCACUUAUUAUGAUGAUAGACAACCAUUAUAAUAAGAGAUCAAAGUGACAGAUCUAUAAAGUUCAGUCUAGAUUGUUGCCAAUAAUUUGUUUGAAUUAUUAAGUGAAUAAGAACAGCAAUUGCAAAAAGCCAAAUUAUAAUUUUUGAGAGAGGGGAACCUAAGUUCUUUAGAUAGGUACUUCCAUAAAGGAUAUAUGGAUAACAUUCGACAACUAGAAGUGUGA